AUCUACUUCCUUACUACACAAUAUUUCCUUAAUUUUUUUAAUUAAUUUUUAUGGACUGUACUAAAUUCUCAUAUCUAUAAGCUUUUCAUUACUUGACUUUUUAGUAGCUUUGCUAUGCUCUUGAAGCUCUUCUGAAGUAACCCAGGCAAAUCUUGAAAACAUGAAGUGUAACUAUCUGCUGGCUGUCUUAUGUUUAUGGGCUGUGUUAAUCCCUUCUUCGGAUGGUUUAAGGAGAAUUAGUCUGAAAAGGAGGUCUUUGGACCUGCCCUCCAUUAGUGCUGCCAGACAAGCUCGAUUGGAGGGUAGAUACGGAACACGCGUCGAGAAUCGACAGCUCAAACUCAGCGAUUCCGAUGAAGAUACGACGGUGUAUUUGAAGAAUUACAUGGAUGCUCAAUACUAUGGAGAGAUUAGUAUCGGUUCGCCCCCUCAGAAUUUUACCGUUAUAUUCGACACCGGCAGCUCCAAUCUUUGGGUUCCGUCCGCAAAAUGUUAUUUCUCCAUUGCUUGCUAUUUCCAUUCGAGAUUUAAGGCUGCCAAGUCCAGCACAUAUACAAAGAUUGGGAAGCCUUGCUCGAUUCAAUACGGGUCGGGGUCAAUCUCUGGAUAUUUUAGCCAAGACAAUGUUCUAGUUGGUGAUGUUGUUGUCGAAGAUCAAGUUUUUAUCGAGGCUACACGAGAAGGAAGCCUUACAUUUGUCCUCGCCAAAUUUGACGGGAUUUUCGGUCUCGGUUUCCAAGAAAUUUCCGUCGGCGAUGCAGUGCCGGUCUGGUACAAUAUGGUUGACCAAGGUCUUGUCGACGAGAAGGUAUUUUCUUUCUGGCUCAAUCGCGACACUGAAGCCGAAGUCGGAGGCGAGAUAAUCUUCGGUGGAGUUGAUCCAGACCAUUACAUAGGAAACCAUACUUACGUUCCCGUAACCGAAAAGGGCUACUGGCAGUUUGCUAUGGGCGAUUUCCUCAUCGGAAACCAGUCGACCGGUUUUUGUGAAGAUGGUUGUUCUGCUAUUGUGGAUUCGGGUACAUCGUUGCUUACUGGCCCAACCACUGUUGUGACUCAAAUAAACCACGCAAUCGGAGCAGAAGGAGUUGUGAGCACCGAAUGUAAAGAAAUCGUCUCCCAGUACGGAGAUAUGAUAUGGGAAUUACUUGUAUCCGGUGUUAAACCCGAUAAAGUUUGUUCGCAGUUGGGUCUAUGCUUUACCAAAGGAUCCAAGUCUGUGAGCUCGAAUAUUGCAAUGGUCGUUGAAAAGGAGACGAGUGAGGGAGCAUCGGUUAGUGAAAAUCCGUUAUGUACGGCUUGUGAGAUGGCUGUCGUUUGGAUGAGAAAUCAGCUUAAUAAUCAACAAGUAAAGGAAAAAGUGCUCGAUUAUGUCAAUCAGUUAUGCGAGAGCAUUCCGAGUCCAGCUGGAGAGUCCCUAAUCGAUUGCAACACGAUAUCGAACAUGACAGAUGUCACCUUCACCAUUGGUGGGAAAGCUUAUGUUCUCACUCCCGAACAGUAUAUUCUGAAAACGGGAGAAGGCGAAACCGCUAUUUGCAUCAGCGGAUUCAUGGCUUUGGACGUCGCGCCUCCUCGCGGACCGCUUUGGAUUCUUGGAGACGUGUUCAUGGGGGCGUACCACACUGUGUUCGACUACGGCAAUCUCCAGCUGGGAUUUGCUGAAGCUGCAUGAAGAUAUUUCUAAUUAAGGUUUGUAAAAACAAAUUAAACAGUAAGCCCAUUAGUCAUCAGUUGUUUUUGUUUAAGAAAGGCUAAGAGGGGCUCCUUUGUAAUUUAUGUAAUGAUAUAUGGUGUAGCUUUUGUACUUUGUAUGUGUAAUAAUUAUGGGUAUGGAUUCUAAUGAACUGAACAUAAACAACGACAAUGUACUUCCUUGUUUACAUGCAUGCGGGAUUCAUCCUUUGAAUUUGUAUUUCUUUUGCAUCCAUAUGUAAAUAUAGAAGUUUGGCUUUUAUUUGAUCA
Molecule: messenger RNA, 1965 nt
Organism: Erythranthe guttata (spotted monkey flower)
Lineage: Eukaryota; Viridiplantae; Streptophyta; Magnoliopsida; Lamiales; Phrymaceae
Product: aspartic proteinase oryzasin-1
Biological process (GO): proteolysis; lipid metabolic process
Molecular function (GO): aspartic-type endopeptidase activity
Source: RefSeq, a predicted model, not a curated record